UUUGGUAACUUAUGAGCCUAGAGAGUGGUUGUCGCGUCGUCGUCAUGCUGCUGAUAACGUAAACAAUUUCACGCGCAUAAUAAAUUAAUAGGUAGUAGUGAAAAUAAUAUUUGGUUCCGCCGUCGGAUUUUACGCGGCGUUUUCAGUAUUAAUAUUUUUUUAUUCGAUUCGAAUUAGUUUUUCAAAUUAUUUAUGUGCGUCGUCGCCGGGAGAAAUUUUCGUUCGUCGGCCUCGUAAUGCCGAUUUAGUUGUGAUUUUUUUCUGUUCUUUUGUUGCCCGUUUUUUUUUCACGUAUAUAAUUUUAAGUGUUAGCUUGUAAUUAUUUUCAUAUGUACACAAACGUACACUCUACUAGCCAAAUACCUUAACAAAUGAUAGUUUAAUGACAUGACUAACGAUAAUUGGACUCAUGUUAGCGAUAAAAAGAGAUAUGGAAUCGCCAUUCAUAACUAUCUACAAAUUGGACCAUAUCGAAUCAAGCUGUUGGCCGGUGAAUGUGUACACGUUCUUGAAGAAUGUGCUGAAUGGUACUAUGGAUUUUCAUUUAAAAACAAAUCAACUCACGGGAUAUUUCCAAAAAAAUUUGUACACAUUAUGGAUAAUGUUAUUGAAAAAUUUGGACCAGCCGAGUUGACAGUAUUAAAACAACCGCAGAUUGUGCAUGAACUAACAAGUGUUAUCAGAGAAUGGGGUGCCAUAUGGAAACAACUAUACAUAUCUCACAACUCAAAUUUUAAAAAUGUAGAAAAUAAAAUUUAUGAGUUAAUGAAUUUUAGAAGCAAAAUUUUAUCUGGCACACUUCCGGUAGAUGAGUUAAAAGAAAUACAAAGACUGGCAACAUCUACUAUAGAUGUUGGAAACAAAUUAUUGUUACUGGACAUGGUGGUAAGGGAUGAACAGGGUAAUAUUUUAAAUCCAUUACAUACACCUACUAUUCAGCUAUACAAACACCAUGAAAUUGCCACUGAGCGCAUUCAAAAUUCUCAUGCUGCUGGAAUGUAUAAAAAUGCAACUAAACAAAUCAAUUAUUUGUAUAACUAUACUGUAUAUUUAUCUGUACACAAUUUUAUUUGUAAAAUAAUGGAUGAUGCUGAACUACUAUUUACGUUGUAUGAUGUAAAAAGUGGUAAAUCAUUUUCUGAAAAUUUUGUUGUGCGAUGGGCAACUAGUAAAAUGGACCAAGGAUGGUCUCAGACUGACAUUUUUCAUAAUUUCAGAGCCCUUUUCACAGAUUUAGGAACUAGAGAUUUAGCUCGGGAAAAAGUAUAUUUAGUAUGUUAUAUAAUAAGAAUCGGUGGUAUGGAUAGCGAUAGUAAUAAUAAGAAGAAUGUAGCAACAACUCAAAUUCGCAGACCAUGGGGUGUUGCUGCUAUGGAUUUAACUUUAUAUUUUACUCAAAAAUUGGAAAGCGAUGAAGAUAAACAUCAUUUUAUGCCAUUUUUAUCAUGUGAAAAAGAUAAUCUAGAAAAUACCUUGAAAAGAUACUUGAAUCUCAAAGACUAUUCUCCUAAAGAGCACAAAGGUCAAGGACUAUCCAUAAGUUUUAAAUUACUUCAUGGAGAUAUUAAACAAGUCCGCGAGGAAUACCCUCAUUUAGUUCUAUGUAAUGUUGCUCUAGUAAGAAAAAUGGGAUUUCCAGAAGUAAUAUUACCAGGUGAUGUAAGAAAUAAUUUAUACUUAACAUUGGUAAAUGGUGAAUUUUCUAAAGGAAGUAUGUCAUCGGAUAAAAAUAUUCAAGUUACAGUUACAGCAUGUAAUGAAAAAGGGGUUAAAUUACAAGGUGUAAUUAUGCUGGGUGGCAAUUCAGAACCUCUUUCUGAAUUUAAUUCUGUUGUAUAUUAUCAUGAAGAUAAACCUCGGUGGUAUGAAGUUGUAAAAUUAGCUAUACCUAUAGAGGACUUUAAAGGUAGUCACUUAAAGUUCUUAUUCAAACAUAGAUCAUCCAAUGAAACCAAAGAUAAAAACGAAAAGCCAUUUGCAUUAUCAUUUGUUAAAUUAAUGCAAGAUAAUGGUACUACUUUGAGAGACACAUUACAUGAACUCUUAGUUUAUAAAAUUGAUCAUAAAAAAUUUGAUUCCAUGGACAUAGCUUAUUUAGGUCUUGCUUCUAGAAAAAGUGAGCUAACUGAAAUCAACAAUCGUAUAUCAGUACCAGGUCUAUCUUUAGCUAAUAAAGAUGUGUUUAUAAUACAAUCAAAUAUAUGUUCAACAAAAUUAACCCAAAAUGUUGAUCUCUUGGGUUUGUUAAAUUGGACAAGUCAUCCUGAUAAGCUACAUGAAAGUUUAUCUGCUUUGAUGAAAGUUGAUGGUGAAGAAGUUGUUAAGUUUUUACAAGAUGUUUUAGAUGCAUUAUUCAACAUUCUCAUGCAUAAUUCAGAUUCGGAUCUCUUUGAUAAUAUGGUGUUUGAAUGUUUGUUGUAUAUUAUUGGGUUAGUUUCUGAUAGAAAAUAUCAGCACUUCCAACCAGUUCUAGAUUUAUAUAUCAAAGAAAGUUUUUCCGCUACACUUGCCUAUAAUAAAUUAAUAGUAGUUUUAAAGUGCUAUUUGAGCAAUUUAGACCAUACUAACAAAGAUCUUCUUUUAAAUAUAAUGAAAUCAUUCAAGUAUAUCAUGAAAUUUAUUGCCAGAUCUCGAUUUCUAUUUUCUCAACUGUAUGAAGGUAAAGGACAACAAACUUUUGAAAUAUCAAUGUAUGAAAUGUUGAAAUUAGUAUCAAAUUUAAUGUGUAGUAAUUCUGAUGCAACAUUAUUUUUACAAGGAGCAUGCCUUAAAUAUUUACCACAUUCUAUUCCUGAUAUAAUGACUGUAUUUAGUAAUACACAAUUAAGUUUGUUACUAGUGGAACUUAUAGGUAAUUUGCCUCCAUCAAGACUGGUGAAACAAAAAUUGGUUACCAUGAGUGAUAUAGUUCAUAGUCAACUUUUUUUAAGUGCUGAUUGUCGGUCUAUAUUACUUCCAUCAAUACUUGCUAGAAUUAAAGAACUUCUAGCAUCUUCUGAAGAGGCAAAAACUAGCAUCGAGUUUCGAAACAAAACAAAAUCGGUUGCAAAAAUUGCUAAAGUGCUGGGAGAAAAUGGCCGCAAGUUACUCGACUCUCCUGACAUGAGUGAUCAAGUUGAAAUGUGUGUAAAAUUGUUAGGCGAUAUUAUGGAUCUGUUAUAUGUAGCUGACUCAGGAUCAACAUUCCGUGAUAUAACUGAAAUUAUGCUUACUAUCAUGCGUACAGUGAUUCAAACUACUAUAGCUAUGGACCGAGAAGGACAUCUUUUGGGCUAUCUUGUAUCCAUUAUGAUAUCAAUGUUACGUCAAAUGACCGCCGAACACUUUGACAUUUAUAUCAAACACUUUCCGACCAAAAUUGAUUUAUUAGAUUUCCUUAUGGAAAUUCUACUAGUUUUCAAGGAUCUCAUAUCUCGUCCAGUAUUUCCUAGAGACUGGUGUGAGAUGAUUAUGCUUCAAAACAGUGUGAUACUUAAGUCAUUGAGGUAUUUUUCCCACACUAUUCGUGACUACUUUUUCAUUGAUUUUGAACAACAAGCAUGGAACAAUUUCUUCCAUUGUGCCGUCACUUUCUUGACUCAACCAUCACUUCAGCUAGAACAAUUUUCAUCCAAUAAACGUUGGCGGAUCAUCAGUCGGUAUAAAGAUAUGCGUAGGGAAACUGGAUUUGAGAUUCGUAGCAUGUGGUUUAAUUUAGGACAAUACAAAGUACAUUUCGUACCUAGUCUGGUGGGAUCUUUUCUAGAAAUGACUUUAACACCAGAAAUUGAAUUACGUAAAGCCACUAUACCCAUAUUUUUUGAUAUGAUGCAAUGCGAGUUUUAUUCAUGUUCUGAUGGUCACUCAAAUAAACGAGAUUCUAGUAACAUUAAAGCCAAAUUCAGUGAUUUUGAAAAUGAAAUGAUUGCUAAGCUUGAUCAUUUAGUGGAAGGUGGUAAAGGAGACGAACAGUUCAAAGAACUUUUCAAAUCUAUUAUGUUAAUGCAAUGUGAAAAUCAUUCUACAAUGAGAGAACAAGGUAUUCGUUUUGUUAAAAUAGUCUCUGGUCUUCUGGAGCGUUUACUUGAAUACCGGACAGUUAUAAAUGAUGAAAACAAAGAAAAUAGGAUGAACUGUACUGUAAACUUAUUGAAUUUUUAUAUGGACAUUAAGCGACAAGAAAUGUACAUCAGAUAUGUAAAUAAACUUUGUUCCCUGCAUUUAGAAUGUGAUGAUUUCGCUGAAGCUGCAUACACUCUUAGAUUACAUAGUGAAUUACUUUCAUGGUCAAAUGAUCCAUUACCACCAUUAUUACGCUCUCCAUUGAGGUAUCCUAUAUGUGAUACUCAUAGACAAUUAAAAGAGGCUUUAUACCACGACAUUAUCGAUUAUUUUGAUAAAGGAAAAAUGUGGGAAUGUGCUGUAAGCAUGUGCAAAGAGCUUGUGAGACAAUGUGAAAGUGAGACUUAUGAUUACAUCCAACUUAGUUCAUUACUACAACGGAUGUCAAACUUUUAUGAUAAUAUAAUAAAACAGCUCAGACCUGAACCUGAGUAUUUCAGGGUUGCAUAUUAUGGCAAGGGGUUUCCAUCAUUUUUACAAAACAAAGUCUUUAUAUAUAGAGGCAAAGAAUAUGAGCGCUUAAGUGAUUUCUCAAACCGAACUCUAAAUCAAUUUCCAAACGCAACUUUAAUGCAAAAAUUAUCAAAACCUGGGACAGAAAUUACUGAAUCUUCUAAUCAAUUUAUCCAAAUUAAUAAUGUAGAACCAGUAAUGGAUGAUCGCAAAGAACAUUUAUUAAGAAAACCUAUUAGCAAACAAAUACUUAGACAUUAUAGAGUAAAUGAUGUAAAGAGAUUUAAGUUUUCAAGACCAUUUUAUCGGACGGAUCCAAAAGUAAAUUCAAAUGAUGAUAAUGAAUUUGCUAACUUAUGGAUUGAACGUACAGUAUUGGAUACAACAUAUUCUUUACCAGGUAUCUUACGAUGGUUUCCAGUUAAGCAUUCUGAUACAUAUGAAAUAAGUCCUCUUAAAAAUGCUAUUGAGACUAUGGAAGAAACAAAUAAGUAUCUUAGAGAAUUGAUAAUAGCCCAUCAAAAUGAUUCUACACUGCCACUGAAUCCUUUGACUAUGAAAUUAAAUGGCAUAUUAGAUGCGGCUGUGAUGGGUGGAGUGACCAAAUAUGAAAAAGCAUUUUUCACUUCUGAGUAUUCAGUGAACCACCAAGAAGAUGAACAACUUAUUGAGAUACUUAAAGAUUUAGUGGCUUCUCAAAUACCAUUAUUGGAUAUUGGUGUGAAAGUACACAGUGCACGAGCUCCACCUUCCUUAACUCCUUUACAAUUAAGAUUUGAAGACUGUUUUGAAAAAAUGAAACUUCACAUUGAAGAAAAUUAUGGCAAAAAGACGUGUGAUAUUAAAUUUGAUAUAAUAAAAAUGAGAAGACAUACAACUGUAGGAAGUCGUUUUAAUGAAAAAAGAUAUUCAGGUUCAAGUAUUGGGUCCUCUGAUUUAAUUUUUAGAGGACAAAAUGGUAUAACUAAGUCAACUCUCAUGGCUACGACUUCUUUGUCUUCUAGUCUAGCCAUUUUCACUGGGCCUGUACUAGUAUCAGGAUCAAAUAAAUUUGGUACUAUUGGAGCACUUACUAGGAAAGACAAAAAAGAAAAAAAAAGACGUAAUAGAACUGUAUCGAAAAUCCAAUCAACAACAAAUGACAGGGAUUCAAGUAUUUCUAACAAUUCUAGCAAUAGCCAAUGGUACACUAUGUCUGAUGCAGAUACCAUUUCCUUAAAUUCUAUGAACAAUAAUCUAAGUGUGUUUUCUUCUCAAACACCCGUUAUUGAAUUACGGCAAGAGUUGACACCCAAAAGACCACUACGUUCAGAAGUGGAAAAAGAGAGACGGUUAAGUCGACCAAAUAGUGGUCAAUAUCAGUUUUCAAAGUUACCAUCUAUGAAUAGUCUUAAUAGAGAUUCUUUGGUCGCAACAGAUUCAACAGCAAGUGAUGAUGACACUCCUCCACCUCUACCUGCAAAAACCAGGGAAUCCGAUUAUUCAAAUCUCUCAGAUAAAGACAGUAUAGGCCUUCCAGAUUAUUCUAGUCCUGUUAUUGUUAACAGCGUUGCAUCAUUACCAUUGUUUAAUUCUCAAGAAGACAUCAGACCACCAACACCUCCUCCAAAGAAACCCCCAAUGAAAGAACCUAUUUAGAUAUAGUAUACAAUAGAUUUUUUUUUUUAUAAAAAAAAAUCUGGUGACCCAUGUAAAAUUAUUUUUAAUGAUAUUUUAAUUGAAAU
Molecule: messenger RNA, 6278 nt
Organism: Sipha flava (yellow sugarcane aphid)
Lineage: Eukaryota; Metazoa; Arthropoda; Insecta; Hemiptera; Aphididae
Gene: mbc
Product: dedicator of cytokinesis protein 1
Exons: 33
Coding region: 388-6192 (1934 amino acids)
Biological process (GO): small GTPase-mediated signal transduction; cell migration
Cellular component (GO): plasma membrane; cytoplasm
Molecular function (GO): small GTPase binding; guanyl-nucleotide exchange factor activity
Source: RefSeq, a predicted model, not a curated record